Molecule: messenger RNA, 3354 nt
Organism: Orussus abietinus
Lineage: Eukaryota; Metazoa; Arthropoda; Insecta; Hymenoptera; Orussidae
Gene: Srp72
Product: signal recognition particle subunit SRP72
Exons: 8
Coding region: 217-2181 (654 amino acids)
Biological process (GO): SRP-dependent cotranslational protein targeting to membrane
Cellular component (GO): signal recognition particle, endoplasmic reticulum targeting
Molecular function (GO): ribosome binding; protein binding; 7S RNA binding
Source: RefSeq, a predicted model, not a curated record
UCUCCCAACUCAUCUCUGGUUGCUACUCAUCUCUGAUCUCUGAUAUACUACUCCUGUAACUCAUUUUUUGUGGACAGUGGCGCAACCAAGUGCCUCGGAUCGAAACUAUUUUGGGUAUCACGCAUUUUAAUCAAAACAUGGGUUUCUAGGAGAUGUCGAAAUUUAUCGGUUGAAGGCAGUUGCUGUCGUUGCUGUCAGUUGCAGUCAGUUGGCAAUAUGGCGACAAAGGAGAGUAACGUGUCCUCUCUUUACGCGGAGUUAAAUAAAUUGGGCCAAAGUAGCGAAUACGAGAGAGCUUUAAAAACGGCCAAUAAAAUUCUUACCAUUUCCGAAGAGGAGGAGCCUGCUUUCCAUUGUAAAAUUGUUUGCUUCAUUCAAUUGGGGAGAUUCAAAGAAGCUCUACAAUCGAUUUUAAACUUUCCAAAACAAUUGGCAAAUUUGGUGUUCGAAAAGGCAUAUGCCCUUUAUCGGUUGAAUGAAGUAACCGAAGCUCUUAAGGUUGUAGACAGUGUUCAGAAUCCUUCUUUAAGAAUCAAGGAACUAAAGGCACAGAUUUUAUACCGACUGGAGAGAUACGAGGAGUGCUUCUCUGUUUACCGAGAUAUUAUUAAGAAUUCUAAUGAUGAGUACGAAGAUGAAAGAGAAACCAAUCUAGCUGCUGUAAUUGCUAAUUUAGCAGCAGAAGGUUUGGAUUUAGAAGUUCCUACAUUAAAAGAAAAUACUUACGAGCAAGUGUAUAAUGCUGCCUGUCAGUUAGUAUCUCAGGCCACAUGUGAGAGCAAAGAACUUCUCAUUGAAGCAGAAAAUAAAUUGAAAAUGGCAGAGAAAAUGUGUCGAGAAUCAUUGGAAGAGGAUGAAGUACCUCUUGAAAAGGUGGACGAGGAAAUUGCUAUCAUUAAAGUUCAGCUUGCUUAUUGUCUACAGCUGCAAGGAAGAGAGAAAGAAGCUCAAGCUUUGUACUCGGCUGCACUUAAAUCAUCUCCAUCGGAUAUUGCGUUAAAUGCAGUUGCUAAUAAUAAUCUACUUACUCUGAACAAGGAUCAAAAUAUAUUUGAUAGUAAGAAGAGAAUGAAAAGUGCUUUUCAGGAAGGUUUAGAGCACAGGUUGACUUCUAAACAACGGAGAACUAUAGCGUACAACCAAUGUUUACUUGCUUUAUACGUGAAUCAGGGUGAUCGAUGUCAGCAGCUCUGUGAUAAACUAGCAACUCAAUACCCUGAAUUAACAUCUGAUGCUAUGUUUGUGAAAGCUCUGCAAAUGAGUAAGGAAGAUAAGACGAAAGAGGCAGUAAAAAUAAUAAACGAGCACGCUUUCGGAGAGCACCAACUACAAAUGAAGUUAAAUUGUAUACAGGUGCUUUUAAAUCAUGGAGAGCGCCACGAGGCAAUUAAAGUCCUGGAAAGCUUGAACGAAAAGGACAAAUCACUGCCAGGAAUUGUCAGCGCUCUUGUGACCUUUUAUAUGGCAGAAAAUAAUCGUCAAAGAGCUUCAUCAGUUCUCAAGGAUGCUGUAAAUUAUUAUAAAAAGAAUAAGGAAAUGGGUGGAAAUCUCGAAACACUUUGGAGGCAAGCAGCAGAUUUCCAUUUGCGCAGUGGUGAAGUCGAAGUUGUUGCUGCUAGUUUGGAGGAAUUGCUGCAUGCUUCGCCUUCAGAUACUAAAAUUUUGGCGCAAUUGGUUAUUGCAUAUGCCCAAUUCGAUUCUGCCAGAGCCCAAUUAUUAUCUAAACGAUUACCUCCUUUGCACGACCUUGCAGAGACUGUCAAUGUGGAUGCAUUGGAAAGUAGCAACUGGAUUAUCGGUACUAAAGUUAUUAAGCGGAAAGUGGAAGCUUCACCAGGAACCCCAGCAACUGAUCUGAUCAGGAAGAGGAUUAAGAAACGAAAACGGAAAGGGAAACUUCCUAAAACCUAUGACCCGAAUGUUCCGCCAGACCCUGAAAGAUGGUUGCCAAGACAUGAACGUAGUGGCUAUAGGAAAAAAAGGGAUAGGAGAAAUAGGGAUUCAGCUAUGAAAGGAACCCAGGGUGCUGCAACAGGAGCCAGCGACAUGUAUGAUAUUACUAAAAUGCAAGCAAAACCAUCUCCGAACGUUCGGAAUAGUCCGGCAGUUGAAUCAUCGGGUCCACGACAGCAACAGAGAAAGGUACAACAAAAGAAAAAAAGGAAAGGUGGUAAGUGGUAAAUGGAAGAAAAACAGAAGCAGUAUCUGGCAGACAUAACGAGGCAAAGGAGCAGUACUAAUUAAGUAUGUAAACAAUUUUUAAUAAUCUUUAAAAGUGAAGGUUGUUUUCGAUUGAUCACAUAUCGACGUCUAACAUAGAAUAUAACGUGUCUGUCAAGCAAUGAUUAGGACCUGGUGAUGCAGAUUCUCUUGUGUAUGUACACUCAAUCGAUAACAGUUUUACAUAAAAAAAUACAAUUUUUCUUCGGAUUUGUUGCGGUAUGUACAAUAUAUUUUAGAACUGCUUAACUGCAUGGCAUAGUGGCCUUCAAGAUUUCUUAUUAGAUUUACUUUUACAAAAUGAGCAAUGUUAUCGCUAUGUAUCAUCAUUGCAUUAGUUGUUCGGACAGUUUCAUCGAUCAGUUUAUAUACAGUGCAAUGUUGGGAAGGCGUAUCCGCAAUAGUUUAACGUAAUACAUCAUUUCACCUUGCAUGUCAAACGAUGACUAGGACGUUUUACAUUAAAACUCAUUUAAUCCCAUCGUCCAACACUAGGAAAGCCGGUAAAUCGAUAAUUGCUCGCGUUUUAAGAAAUCAUAUGGAUUCGAUAAAAAAUUUUUUGUUAUGUAUCAAGUAUGCUGUCAGUCAAUUAAUUGGGAAACUAACAUUUCUUUCUUUUUUUUUUCCUUUAAACGAUUUCAAAUUAUUUCUUCCGGCGACAGGGUACAAAUCAUGCAAACUAAACGUAGAGCAUAUAAAUGUAGGCAACGAUCCGUUACAUUCCAAUAUUCUAAUUUUAUUGUCUCGAAUUGCAUCGCACGUCUCGAUAAACAUGUACGAUCCACGACAAAGAUGUCCGCUCGAAUUACGAAAUAUGAUGUCUACAUUAUAGAAAAGCCAUCGAGUAUAAAUAAAUUCGCAUCGAAUUGUCCGCGAAUCGUCAGAUCAUGACUCAAUAUGUUAUCCGAUGUUCUCAGUCUCACUCCGAAGUCCAUUUUUAAGGAAAAAAUCCUUACGUAGAUUUUAUAGAAUUUUCAUUCCCUCCGAUCAAGUCGAUGUUUCGCCAAUAAAAGUGGCUCCUUAAUCCGAGGGAUUCGUUAGAGGCACGUGAAGAUGUACUUUUCAAUGUAAACCAAUACGUUAUCCUGUAAUAUUUAGAAAUCAAUGUUUAAAAGAAAAAAAAUAGUUAACGAC